AUGUCUGUCAUCCGCUGCCAACACAUUCCCUCCUGUCUGUGUGUCUGCCUAGCUCCUUCUGUCAAUUUGUCCAGUUAUUUAUCUGUCUCAUUGUUCGUGCCUGUCAUCCCCGUCAACACAUUCCCCCUGUUCAUACCUGUCAUCCCCGUCAACACAUUCCCCCUGUUCAUGCCUGUCAUCCCCGUCAACACAUUCCCCCUGUUCAUGCCUGUCAUCCCCGUCAACACAUUCCCCCUGUUCAUGCCUGUCAUCCCCGUCAACACAUUCCCCCUGUUGAUGCCUGUCAUCCCCGUCAACACAUUCCCCCUGUUCAUGCCUGUCAUCCCCGUCAACACAUCCCCCCUGUUCAUGCCUGUCAUCCCCGUCAACACAUUCCCCCUGUUCAUGCCUGUCAUCCCCGUCAACACAUUCCCCUGUUCAUACCUGUCAUCCCCGUCAACACAUCCCCCCCUGUUCAUGCCUGUCAUCCCCGUCAACACAUUCCCCCUGUUCAUGCCUGUCAUCCCCGUCAACACAUUCCCCCUGUUCAUGCCUGUCAUCCCCGUCAACACAUUCCCCCUGUUGAUGCCUGUCAUCCCCGUCAACACAUUCCCCCUGUUCAUGCCUGUCAUCCCCGUCAACACAUUCCCCCUGUUCAUGCCUGUCAUCCCCGUCAACACAUUCCCCCUGUUCAUGCCUGUCAUCCCCGUCAACACAUUCCCCCUGUUCAUGUCUGUCAUCCCCGUCAACACAUUCCCCCUGUUCAUGCCUGUCAUCCCCGUCAACACAUCCCCCCCUGUUCAUGCUGUAGUGUUUUGGACUGCUGUACCCAACAGCUGUUCCAAGGACGUCCAUAACUGCGACGUGAAGGAGGUGCCGCGGUCGGAUGUGAUGUGCUCUGGAACGCCGAAUCUGGCGAUCCAUCCAGAGAGCAGGGCUGCGGUGCAGGAGGCUGAUGUGGCGUCGGGCAUUGGGACGGCUUCAGGCCAUUUGAUAGAGCGGUCCACGACGGUGAAAAGAUAA
Molecule: messenger RNA, 1002 nt
Organism: Eriocheir sinensis (Chinese mitten crab)
Lineage: Eukaryota; Metazoa; Arthropoda; Malacostraca; Decapoda; Varunidae
Exons: 2
Coding region: 1-1002 (333 amino acids)
Source: RefSeq, a predicted model, not a curated record